AUGUUGAAGAUUAUUAUUAGCAAAACCACAUUAUGCCUGCUCCUGUUGCUCAUUUGCGUUGUGUUUGGUGAUGAUACAGAUGAAGUGAAGUCAUUAUCAGAGACUGAGGGAGAUUCUGUCACUUUAAACACUGAUGUUACUGAAGUACAGAGAAAUGAUCAGAUACUGUGGAUGUUUGGACCUCAAGAGACUCGUAUCGCUGAAAUACAUAAGCAGAGCAUUGAGAUAUUUGACAGUAAUGAGACAUUUGGAGACAGACUGAAGAUGGACAGACAAACUGGAUCUCUGACCAUCACAAACAUCAGAAAUGAACAUUCUGGACUUUAUAAACUAAACAUCAUCAGCAGUAGAGGAACUUCAUACAAAAGAUUCAGCAUUACUGUUUAUGCUCCUCUUCCUGUUCCUGUCAUUAGCAGCAACUUUUCAAACUCUUCAUCCUCAGACUCCAGUUGUUCAGUGUUGUGUUCACUGGCUAAUGUGAGUGCUGUGAGUCUCUCCUGGUACAAAGGAAACAGUGUAUUGUCCAGCAUCAGUGUGUCUAAUCUCAGCAUCAGCCUCUCUCUACCUCUGGAGGUGGAAUAUCAGGAUAAAAACACCUACAGCUGUGUGGUCAACAACACCCUCACAAACCACACCACACACUUGGACAUCAGUCAAACAUGCCACACAGAAACUCCACCUGCAAUUUUCCUCCCUGCAUUAAUUUCUGCUUUAGCUCUGGCUGGACUUGCUGCUGCGAUGUAUUUCCUAUAUAUAAAGCAGAAAGGGAAAAAAGUUGAUGGUGGCAAACCAAGUACACAAAGACUGACAACAGCCCAAUCUGAGGACAUCGAGGAUGUUGACAUAGAUUAUGCUGAAGCAACAUUUUGCUCAAAAAUUAAAUCUGAAAAGAAUGCAAAUGGGACUGAGGAAAUUAUAUACUCCAGUGUCGCCUUAUGA
Messenger RNA from Danio aesculapii, 939 nucleotides. RefSeq lists its product as uncharacterized. The record is from RefSeq and is a predicted model, not a curated record. The transcript is spliced from 6 exons. Lineage: Eukaryota; Metazoa; Chordata; Actinopteri; Cypriniformes; Danionidae. Bases 1 to 939 code for a protein of 312 amino acids.